Molecule: messenger RNA, 1480 nt
Organism: Cyprinus carpio (common carp)
Lineage: Eukaryota; Metazoa; Chordata; Actinopteri; Cypriniformes; Cyprinidae
Product: ADP-ribosylation factor-like protein 6-interacting protein 1
Source: RefSeq, a predicted model, not a curated record
GAGUUUUAGAUAAAAACAUCCUGAAGAUAACGGUCGUUGACAUACUGCGGCAGUACAGGGGUGGCGCGUUCUGAUACUCGUGCUGUCCGAGCAACACGUUCUAAAAUACACAAAAAUAAACCAUGGCUGAGGGCGAUAAUAAAAGCGCAAAUCUGUUGGCUCAAGAGACGAGUCAGCUGGAAGAGCAGCUGCAGGGAUGGGGAGAGGUGAUCCUGGCCGGAGAUCAGGUCCUGCGUUGGCAGAAGCCGUGGUACCCAGCAGCAUUAGUGGGCGCCACCACCAUCCUGUUCAUGCUUAUCUACUACUUGGACCCCUCUGUGCUUACUGGUCUGUCCUGCACGGUCAUGAUCCUGUGUCUGGCUGAUUACCUGGUGCCCACUCUUGCUCCCCGUGUUUUUGGUUCCAACAAAUGGACCACAGAACAGCAGCAGCGUUUCCAUGAGAUCUGUGGGAACCUUGUGAAGACUCAGCGCCGCAUUCUCGGCUGGUGGAAACGUCUGUUUGCCCUGAAGGAAGAAAAGCCCAAAAUGUAUUUCUUUUCCGUCAUCAGCAGUCUUGUGGCCGUGGCCUGGAUCGGACAAGAAGUGCAUAACCUCUUCCUCACCUACCUGAUCGUGAGUUUCCUUCUGCUUUUGCCUGGCCUCAGCCAGCAUGGCAUCAUCACCAAAUAUGGUGGCAUGGUGAAGAGAGAGAUCAACAAACUUCUUAAACAGAAGGAGAAGAAGAAUGAGUAAAAGAUUAGGCUCAAGUAAAAAGUGGGAUUCUGAUCAUUUAAAAGUUAAAAAUGCUCAUCUCCCCCAUGCUUACGUCAGAUCUCAACAGACCAAUGUUAAGCCUGAGCUGAUAGUGAAAAGUAACAUCUUGUAAACCGCUUAAAUGUAUGCAGAUAUCUCUUGAGGUUUGUUUUAGGUUUCAUUUCAGAUUAUACAUUUGUUUUCCAUCAGAAGUAUUUUUAUUUUUUUUUUUCCCAACACUGAAAUGUUGCGUUCAUUUCAGCUGUCUUGCAUCCAUGUAUAUUUGCAUGUCAUAGCAAAUGUGUUAAGACUCCGCAAAAUAUAAAGAGCACUUAAUUCAUUUUUAAAUCGGUGAAACAACUAUGGAACAUUUACUUUAACCAGUUAGAUGCACAGAACACAUCAUCAUAAGUCUUGAAAUGUUUUUUUUCUCAGAUGGCUUGGAAAUAUGCGUUUCUGCACUGUUCUGAAAAUUGCACUGGAAAAACAGAACUGGAGUGUUUGUGUAGGGGGCUUAGACCCGUACUGCUGUACUAGUGCUGUGUGGACCUCAUUACUGUCCUCUAGCUCUAGCCACUUCCCAAUCCAACACCUGUUGCUGGGCUGUAUAUACGUGUUCAUUUUCUCUCUUUCUUGAAUUUCUUUGUGCUUAUACUGGCUUGUCUUAAGUUUGUCUUCUCCCCUUACUCUUUUAACUGUCAUUUUGUGUUUGUGUUCACCACAACAAUAAAGUGAUUCAAAACUAA